Meira miltonrushii is the source of this 662-nucleotide messenger RNA. RefSeq lists its product as uncharacterized. The record is from RefSeq and is a predicted model, not a curated record. Lineage: Eukaryota; Fungi; Basidiomycota; Exobasidiomycetes; Exobasidiales; Brachybasidiaceae. The transcript is spliced from 3 exons. Bases 155 to 607 code for a protein of 150 amino acids.
CCUUUGAUUGUUGGAUGCCAUGAUCAGUUCAUUGAGACGUUUGCCUGUUUUAAACGCAUCUCGAAGAUCUUUCAUUUCAUUCCUCGACUGCCAUCAUCACAAUAAACUACCAACAAGAACAACUUAUCAACCGAUCAUAUUCAAGCAUACAAUCAUGUCAAGCAGCAGCAGCAAUUCAAUCCCAUUCGAUACCGAGAGCUUUGUCAAAUUGGCAAUCGAUGUCUUGCACGACUUCGCUAAACGUCAAUCAAAUCGCUUAGAAACCGAAGCAGAAGAUUCUGAGGCACACAAUGAUGCAAUAGAUUCUUUACGUGAUGCCUGUCAUUUACUGCAACCAUUGGUGCCUUCCAAAGAUAGAGAUUCAAUUUCGUAUAUUGUACGCGAGAAGAAUCCUUCUGAUGAACCACAAUCAUACGAUGAAGCUUUUCAAGUAUUAAUCAAACUAGAAGAUUAUCAAUCGGAAGUUUAUGCAGUUUCAGAGGCUGUGGAGCAUUAUCGAAACAGUGGAAAGAUUCAAACAGAUAAGGCAGAAGCACAGCUGGACUUCCUUCAAUGGCUAAUUGGCAGUGCGUCGCAUGGCAGGAAUGGAUCGCUCUUUCGAAAAUAGAUAUAUCAUCUAGACAACAGUGUCAUGCGAAUCCUGAUGUUUUCUGAAGUCAUGC